AUGAGCCGCCGCGCGGCGGCGAGCCGACAGACGGGGAAACGUGACCGGAGAGGCGAAGAACGAUCCAUGGCAGACACGCUGACGAUUACCGACAACCGCACCGGCCGACAGUACGAGAUUCCGAUCACCGACGGCACGAUCCGGGCCAUCGAUCUCCGGCAGAUCAAGGUAGACCCGGACGAGUUCGGCAUGAUGUCGUACGACCCGGCCUUUCAGAACACCGCCUCCUGCCGGAGCCGCGUCACGUUCAUCGACGGCGACAAGGGCAUCCUCCGCUACCGCGGCUACCCGAUCGAGCAGCUCGCCGAGCACAGCACGUUCACCGAAACCGCGUACCUGCUGCUGAACGGGGAGCUGCCGACCGCCGCGGAGCUGGAGUCGUGGGAGGCGGAACUCGGCGGGCACGCCCCGCUGCCAGAGGGGAUCAAGAGCCUGCUGGAUGGGUUUCAGCCCGAUGCGCAUCCGAUGGGCGUGUUUCUCAGCUCGGUGGGCGCACUCUCGACGUACUAUCCCGACGCGAAGCAGAUAUUCGACGACGAGAACCGCCGCAUUCAGGUGGCGCGAUUGAUCGCCAAGGCGCCCGCCAUCGGCGCGUAUUCCUAUCGGCACGCCAACGGCCUGCCGUACGUCGACCCCGACAGUUCUCUCGGCUUUGCCGGCCGGUUUCUCGGCAUGCUGUUCGGAGAGCCCGGCGCCCCCUACACCCCGGACCCGGUGCUGGAGCGGGCGCUCGACAUCCUGUUCAUCCUGCACGCCGACCACGAACAGAACUGCAGCACGAGCGCGAUGCGCGGCAUCGGCAGCUCGCAGGCCGACCCGUUCGCCUCGAUGGCGGGCGCGGCGGCGGCGCUGUACGGACCGCUGCACGGCGGCGCGAACGAGGCGGUGCUGCGCAUGCUCGCCGCCAUCGGUUCGGUCGACAACGUCCCGGACUUCAUCAAGAAGGUGAAGGCGGGCGAAGGCCGCCUGAUGGGCUUCGGCCACCGCGUCUACAAGUCGUACGACCCGCGCGCCACGGUCAUCAAGGAGCAGGCGUACCGCGUGUUCGAGGUGACGGGGCGCAACCCGCUGCUGGACAUCGCGAUCGAACUCGAGCGGAUUGCCCUGCAGGACGACUACUUCGUCCAGCGCCGGCUGUACCCGAACGUCGACUUCUACUCGGGUCUGAUCUACGAGGCGAUGGGCUUCAAGCCCGCCAUGUUCACGGUGCUGUUCGCCAUCGGCCGCGCCCCCGGCUGGAUCGCGCAGUGGCAGGAGAUGCUGCGCGACAAGGCCCAGAAGAUCGCCCGCCCGCGGCAGAUCUACCUCGGGGCCGGCGAGCGCGACUACGUGCCGAUGGACCAGCGUUAG
Messenger RNA from Geodia barretti, 1350 nucleotides. The record is from the annotation of a GenBank genome assembly. NCBI's taxonomy places the organism in Eukaryota, Metazoa, Porifera, Demospongiae, Tetractinellida, Geodiidae.